AUGGCGGUGGUUUUGGGUGCUUUGGCAUCAUACGUGACCAACAUGCUCGCCAAAAUGGCAAGCGAAGACAUAGCCAUGAUGAUCGGGGUCUCUAGUGGGAUCGAUGAACUAGACGCCAAGCUCAGGGAUCUCAAGAAUGUUCUUGCCAAUGCCGAUAGGAGGACCAUCACCGACGAGAGUGUGCGGGGGUGGGUGGAGGAACUGAAGCGUGCCAUGUACCAGGCCACCGACAUCAUCGACCUAUGCCAGCUCAAGAUCAUGGAGCAAGGUCCAUCCACGGACACGGGGUGCCUUCACGCGCUCCUCUUUUGCAUCCGAAAUCCCCUGCAUGUCCAUGGUAUCGGCACCCGCAUCAAGAACCUCAAUCAAAAGUUGGAUGACAUCUGCAAGUGGGGUGGCAGUUUCAAUUUCAUCAAGCUAGAAGCCUACCAAGACCGGAAGGCAACUCGAUCUCUUGCCACUGAUCGCAAAACAGAUUCAUUGAUGGAGAGGUCGGGUGCGGUUGGCGAGAAGAUCGAGGAGGACACAAGAGCACUUGUGGAGGUGCUUACAAGGGAGGCAGUUGGUGACAAGGUUGAUCACCUCAUGGUGGUCGCCAUUGUUGGUGUAGGCGGGAUUGGCAAGACCACUCUCUGCAAGAAGGUAUUCAAUGAUGAGGCUAUCGAAGGCAAGUUCGCUAAGAAGAUAUGGCUUAGCAUCACACGAGAUUUCAACGAUGUUGAAUUGUUGAGUACGGCCAUCACUGCUGCUGGCGGAGACUUGCCUGGAGUGGGUGGGGCUCGAGACAAGGCCCUACUUGUCGUUGCUCUCAUGAAUGCCAUCAAGGACAAAAAAUUCUUUCUUGUACUAGAUGACACUAGCGUGUAG
This is a messenger RNA of Triticum turgidum subsp. durum (durum wheat), 867 nucleotides long. Lineage: Eukaryota; Viridiplantae; Streptophyta; Magnoliopsida; Poales; Poaceae. The record is from the annotation of a GenBank genome assembly.